Molecule: messenger RNA, 933 nt
Organism: Funneliformis mosseae
Lineage: Eukaryota; Fungi; Glomeromycota; Glomeromycetes; Glomerales; Glomeraceae
Source: the annotation of a GenBank genome assembly
AUGCUUUCUUCAAAACUUAAACCAAAUACUUUUAUUCUUAAUUUAAUUAAAUUGAAUAAAUCAGCUUUUAAUAGAAAUUUUUCAUCGAUUAGAGAUACCAACCCUUCUCAUGAAUCUACUGAAACAUUAACAAAAGAACCAAAAUGGACAAAUAAUUCUAUACGAAUAGGUGCAAUUGCUAGAAAAAAAGGAAUGUCCGCAUUAUGGGAUGAGUGGGGUGUAAGACAUCCGGUGACAAUCUUACAGUUGGAACAAGUUCAAGUGGUACAAAUUAAAGAAAAUCAAAAAAGGAUUAGACCACCUUUGGUUGCAGUCCAAGUUGGUUGUUCUGAAGGAAAGAACCGAUUUAAAAAACCAUUAUUAGGUCAUUUUGAGAAUGCGGGAGUUAACCCAAAAGCGAAGUUGUUAGAAUUUCAUAUCACUCCCGAUGCUGUCGUACCCGUUGGAACAGAGAUAAAGGCAGCUCAUUUUGUACCAGGACAAUACGUGGAUGUAACAGCUCCAUCUAUUGGUAAAGGUUUUGCGGGUGUAAUGAAAAGAUGGAAUUUUAAAGGAUUGCCAGCUUCACAUGGUACUUCGUUGGCUCAUCGUUCUGCUGGUUCAACUGGUCAAAAUCAGGAUCCAGGAAGAGUUUUUAAAGGCAAAAAGAUGGCUGGUAGACUUGGAGGUCAAAGUGCGACAGUUUUAAAUUUGAAAGUUCUAAAGAUUGAUAAUUAUUUGAAUCUUAUUUAUAUCAAAGGUUCUGUUCCUGGCUUUGAUAAUCAAUUCGUAAGAAUAAGAGAUGCCAUAAAGAAACAUGGAAAAAAAUGUUUUCCGUCGGAUUGUAUUCCACCACCUUUUCCUACUAUAAAUCCCGAAAUUGUAAAGACCAUGCCAAGAGAAUUAAUGGCUAAAACUGGUGGGGUUGACCCCUUCAUACCCAAGGAAGUUUAA